UUUCCUUUAAGCUUUAUCCAAAUAAAAAAUGAGACAGAAAAUUGAGUGCCAAAUGCUAUUCAUUUAUUCAGGUAUUUAAAGGAUAUUAUUGAGCAACUACUAUAUACCAGGCAUUGUGUAGCCAUUCAGUUUAUACAGAGGGCAAAACAACGAUUACACAUUGGGAAGUUUAAGUUCUGAUGAGUUAGAAUGACCAUAAAAAAUAAAUUUAGUUCAUAAGUUUAUAGAAUAUGUAAAAGAUGAAAAGUGAUUUGCAAAAUACAUCAAAGGACAGCACAGUAAGGAGAAAUAGGCAAGUCGGGGGUUACUGAGAUUUUAAGUACACUGUUCAGGGUAGGUCUCAUUUAAAAAGUGACAUUUGACAAAAGAUUGAACUGCAUUUAAGAAUACGGAAUUAAGACUACAUGGAGCUAACAGCUUUCUCAAUAGACCAAUAUCAUCAGUUGAUUCAAACAAAUAAAUGGCCAUGUUGUAAACCAAGCCCACUUCCAAAGCUGGUUGAGAGUCUGUUGACUUGAACUGCAAAAUAUGCAUCACUCUCAUUUUAUUAUGCUUCUAAAUGUAAAUGAGUUUGAGAUUUAUGCCACUGCAUUUUAGCUCUAUUUUUUUCUAUUUUAGGAAAAGAGUGGAGUUCAUGAUGGGGCAUGAGAAUCACAGUUUCACCAGUGACUUCAUUCUUUCUUUCUUUCUUUAUUUUUUUAUUAUUUUUUAAAGAUUUUAUUUAUUUAUUUGACACAGAGAGAGACAGCGAGAGAGGGAACACAAGCAGGGAGAGUGGGAGAGGGAGAAGCAGGCUCCCCACUGAGCAGGGAGCCCGAUGCGGGGCUCGAUCCCAGAACCCUGGGAUCAUGACCUGAGCCGAAGGCAGACGCUUAACGACUGAGCCACCCAGGCGCCCAGUGAUUUCAUUCGUUUAGGACUCUUUUCUUCCUCUCAAUCAAGUCUAGUUUUCAUCUCCUUUAUAUUCAUCAUUUUUAUUAUGACUAUAACAGAAAACACAAUCAUGAUCCUCCUUAUCCUCAGGGACUCAAGACUCCAUACUCCAAUGUAUUUCCUGCUCAGCCAUCUGUCUCUCAUGGACAUCUUGCAUAUUUCCAACAUUGUUCCCAAAAUGGUCACUGGCUUUCUGUCAGGGAGCAGAAUUAUUUCAUUCGCAGGUUGUGGCUUCCAGAUAUUUCUAUCCCUCACCCUCCUGGGUGGUGAGUGCCUUCUCCUGGUGGCAAUGUCUUAUGAUCACUAUGUAGCCAUCUGUCACGCACUGCACUAUCCCAUUCUUAUGAAAGACUAUGUCCGCAUUCUCAUGGCUAGAGGGUCCUGGAUUGUUGGGACCAUCAAUUUCAUAUUCCACACAGCUUAUGCACUCCAGUUUCCCUUCUGUGGCCCAAGAGCCAUUGAUCACUUUUUCUGUGAAGUCCCUGCCAUGUUGAAGUUGUCCUGUGUGGACACAACACUCUCUGAACGAGGAGUUUAUGUAAGUGGCUUAAUUUUUCUCCUUGUCCCUUCCUCCCUAAUCCUUGCUUCUUAUGUCCAAAUUCUCCUUACUGUUCUUCAAAUGAAAUCAUCAGAAGCACGGAAAAAGUCAUUUUCUACCUGUUCCUUCCACAUGAUUGUGGUCACAAUGUACUAUGGGCCAUUUAUUUUCACAUACAUGAGACCCAAAUCAUACCACACUCCAGGCCAGGACAAAUAUUUGGCAAUAUUCUAUACCAUCCUCACACCCACACUGAACCCUAUCAUCUACAGUUUUAGGAAUAAAGAGAUGUUCUUAAGGCAAUGAAAAAUAUGCUCAAAGUCACUUUCUCCAUUAAAGAUAGUAAUAAAAAUGCUUGAAGCAUGUGUUUUCUAUAUCAAUAUUCAAUGCUUAGAGAUUAUCCAUUAGUCAUAUCUUUAGAAAGAAAAUCAAAGUUUCUAUCCAUCAAGAGUGGAAAGUGGAUUUUUCCAAACCUCCAAUGAAAAUAAAAAAAAGUUUUACAGGUAUUUGUUUUAUAAAUACAUACAUCAAGAAAUGUACUGUUCCCUCCCAUGAAAAAUUCUAAGAACUUAUAAAAAUUGACUUUUAUAAUACAAUCACAUUAUAUGGGAUCUAUGCAUAUAACUUUUGUAUUUCAUGAAACAGUACAAUUAUAAUUCCAAGGUUACAAGCAGUUAUCAAAAAUUCAUAAAAAAAAUAUAGGCAAAAAGGGUGCAGGUGUUCAAGAGGUAAAAAUUCUAGUUAUAUGAUACAUAAGUUAAAAAUAAGUAAGUCUUGGAGGAAGGGGCGGAGCAAGAUGGCGGAUGAGUAGGAGACCUGGAUUUCGUCUCCUCUCAGGAAUUCAGCUGGAUAGGGAUCAAACCAAUCUGAACACCUACAAACUCAACAGGAGAUCAAAGAAAAGAAGAGCAACAACUCUCUCAUCAGAAAAGCGACCACUUUCUGGAAGGUAGAAUGUGCAGAGAAGUGAAUCCACGGCGAUAUUCGGGAGGAUAGA
Molecule: messenger RNA, 2468 nt
Organism: Mirounga angustirostris (Northern elephant seal)
Lineage: Eukaryota; Metazoa; Chordata; Mammalia; Carnivora; Phocidae
Product: olfactory receptor 2AJ1-like
Exons: 1
Coding region: 980-1777 (265 amino acids)
Biological process (GO): detection of chemical stimulus involved in sensory perception of smell; G protein-coupled receptor signaling pathway
Cellular component (GO): plasma membrane
Molecular function (GO): olfactory receptor activity; G protein-coupled receptor activity
Source: RefSeq, a predicted model, not a curated record